AUGCUUCCGAUGGCGAAUAAGUGGACGUUGUGUCUCCUACUCUUUCUGGGGGUGAAGGGCUCGGCUGGCGAGAUCCAACACGCUCAUGCACCGAACCGCAACGAGACGACAAUAAUCGAUCCGGUCUGCACUGGCAACGUCACGGUGUUUGACACGACAACUCUCCUCGAGUCGACAGUUCUGUCCAAGACAAAUUAUGUCUACGUCAAUGUCACAAGUACAAGCGUGGUUGAGGUCUGCAUCACGGUGCCCACGACGACCACGCUUCACUACACCAUUUCGACCACCGAGGUAGACUCGUAUACCGUCUCGACCACCGAGGUAGACUCGUACACUGUUUCAACAACCGAGACAGACUCGACGACGAUCACGAACUCGGCAACCGUCACAAACACCGAGACAACUACGCAGACCGUGCCUGCGACCAUUACGACAUAUACCACGACAACGGUCUUGUCCACCAAGGUGGACCCAUGCCCGACAGAAUGCAGCAUCUCCGUCGAAACCGUCAACCUGUACUUCUGGCCUACCAAUAGGCCUUAUACUUACCCUUCGACCUGGUUUGACGAGUCCCUGGGAUACACCUUCACUUCGCCCUCCGUGUACAUGCUGAUCCCCACGGCUCAAGGCACCAACUCUCUGGGGCCGACUGGACCUGCCACCUCGAAGUGGAUUCUCCCACUCGAACUCGACGAGGUUUCCACCAUUGCCGAUGGUAGCGUCACCCGCCAGCUGACCCUCAGCGACCUAGGCACAGACUGCCCCCAGACAGCCGAGCCCUCAGCCAUCGCCACCAUGGUGGACCCGCGGUGUGACCCCAUCCUCGCGGCCCCGAAGCAGGUCAGCUCAUGGGCGUACCCCUGCAACGCGUGCGGCCGUUUCGGUCUCUUCGACCCCCCGUAUGCAGUCCCGACGGUCACCGGUCUGUUCCCAACGACGACGGCGACGCCACCUCCUCAGGAAACCACUGCUCCGCCUACCCCGACAGCGACCACACCGCCAACUUCAUCACCCCCAGCUCCACCAUCUUCAGCGCCCGAGACCUCAUCGUCGGCACUACCGACCCCGUCGGUGAUUCCAUCAGUCUCUUCUGUGCCCUCGGUUGUUCCUACAGCGGCUGCCUCUAGGGUCACGGGUGAUUUUGCAUGGCUGAUUGUGGGUGUUUCAUUGGUGAUGGUUUUCAUGUAA
Thyridium curvatum is the source of this 1188-nucleotide messenger RNA. RefSeq lists its product as uncharacterized. The transcript is spliced from 4 exons. The record is from RefSeq and is a predicted model, not a curated record. Bases 1 to 1188 code for a protein of 395 amino acids. NCBI's taxonomy places the organism in Eukaryota, Fungi, Ascomycota, Sordariomycetes, Thyridiales, Thyridiaceae.